This is a messenger RNA of Rana temporaria (common frog), 1422 nucleotides long. RefSeq names its product extensin-2-like. Lineage: Eukaryota; Metazoa; Chordata; Amphibia; Anura; Ranidae. The record is from RefSeq and is a predicted model, not a curated record. The coding region runs from base 25 to 987 and encodes 320 amino acids. The transcript is spliced from 2 exons.
CUCUUCACCUCCUCAUCACCCCCCAUGUCCCUCUCUUCACCUGCCCUUCGUCUUCACCCCCAUGCCCCCUCAUCACCCUCGUAUCCGUCUCUUCACCCUCGUGUCCUUCUCUUCAUGCCAUCUUCCUCACUCCACCACCAUCUAUAUCCUACUUCCCCUCUUCACCUCCUCAUCACCCCCCAUGUCCCUCUCUUCACCUGCCCUUCAUCUUCACCUCCAUGCCCCCUCAUCACCCUCGUAUCCGUCUCUUCACCCUUGUGUCCUUCUCUUCAUGCCAUCUCCCUCACUCCACCACCAUCUAUAUCCUACUUCCCCUCUUCAUCUCCUCAUCACCCCCCAUGUCCCUCUCUUCACCUGCCCUUCGUCUUUACCUCCAUGCCCCCUCGUCAUCCUCGUAUCCGUCUCUUCACCCUCGUGUCCUUCUCUUCAUGCCAUCUUCCUCACUCCACCACCAUCUAUAUCCUACUCCCCCUCUUCACCUCCUCAUCACCCCCAUGUCCCUCUCUUCACCUGCCCUUCGUCUUCACCUCCAUGCCCCCUCGUCAUCCUCGUAUCCGUCUCUUCACCUUCCUGUCCUUCUCUUCAUGCCAUCUACCUCAUCUUCAUUACCCCACCACCAUCUUUAUCCUACUUCACCUCAUCACCCCCAUGUGCCUCUCUUCAUCUUCUCCUCCAUGCCCCCUCGUCACCCUCGUAUCCAUCUCUUCACCCUCCUGUCUAUCUCUUCAUGCCAUCUACCUCAUCUUCAUUACCCCACCACCAUCUAUAUCAUACUUCACCUCCUCAUCACCCCCAUGUGCCUCUCUUCACCUGCCCUUUAUCAUCUACACCUCCAUGCCUCCUCAUCACCCUCGUAUCCAUCUCUUCACCCUCCUGUCCUUCUUCAUGCCAUCUACCUCAUCUUCAUUACCCCACCACCAUCUAUAUCCUACUUCCCCUCUUCACCUCCUCAUUACCCCCCAUGUCCCUCUCUUCACCUGCCCUUGAUCAUCUACGGCUCCAUGCCCCCUGAUAUCCUUCACCCUCUUGUCCUCCUCUUCCUAUUUUCCUCAUCUUCAUCUCCCCAUCCCCCUGUUCGCUCAUCACCCCCAUGUCCCCAACUCCACCUCUCCUUUCUACUCUUCAUCCCCUUUUCCCCUUCAUUACCUUCCCUACCCCUCUUCACCCCCAGUUCCCCACCCCCCAUCAUCCUUGUCCCCUUUUCCCCCUCACUUUGUGCAGUGGGGCGGGCUUUUCAUUGUUAAAACACGUGGCGAGGAGGUGACAUAUCACCUCCCAUCCGUCUGUCAAAAGCCCCCUGAAAAGCAAUCCACCAUGGAUUACUUUUUAGAGGGGGCGCCAAUUGCUACUGAACGUGUAAACAAUCUCUAAAAGUUGUAAUUAUAUAACCAAAUAGAUAAAUUGUUUUCGUAUUGAACAAUA